This is a messenger RNA of Caenorhabditis elegans, 1205 nucleotides long. The record is from the annotation of a RefSeq genome assembly. NCBI's taxonomy places the organism in Eukaryota, Metazoa, Nematoda, Chromadorea, Rhabditida, Rhabditidae.
AUGAGCUCUGAGCAGUGGUUGAAGCUGAAUUUUUAUAUCGAAACAGUUGGUUUCACACUUUCCAUAAUUUUGAAUACUGUCCUUCUGUUGUUAAUUGGUGAAAUGCCCAGGGAAACAUUUGGGAAAUAUAAAUAUCUAAUGUUUUCAUUUUCAACAUUGGGAGUUUUUUAUUCAUUCGUAGAUUAUAUAUGUAAACCGGUAAGGUUAAAAAAAUAGAAAAUCUGUAUUUCAAAUCUUGAUUCAGAAUAUUCACAUUACCGAGAGUUCCUUUGUGAUCUUCACAGUUCUUUCAACUUCUCAGCUCUCCAAAUUUAUGGGAGAAAUAUUUUUGUGUAAGUACAGAUGGAGCGUAAUUUUUAUUGUUUGAGAAAGGUUGCAAAUUGCUGAAAAAAAAUUAUUAUUGACAUUUAUUUAAUUUAGUAAUAUUUUAACUUUACUGAAAUUUCAGCUCUACUCUGCGCAUCUUACGGAAUGCUCUUUGCACUGCUCACAAUUCAUUUCUACUAUCGUCUUCUUUCUGUUUCAAGACCAUUACUGCUCAAAAAGAUGUUUUCCGCAAAAAACUGCAUCAAUUGGGCUCUCCUUGUCUUUGCCAAUUUUUCCUUGUGGUUUUACUGCUGCUACGUUCUGAAUGCUCCACGUGAACUGAAAGAUGAAGCUAUUAUUCCAGAAUUUCUGCAGACGUAUAAUCUAGAACCAACUGAAUAUACUUAUACUGGAGCUGAAUAUUUCCACAGAAAUCGUUCAACAGGAGUGAUCACGCCGUACAUUCCAUCUCUAGCAUCAGAGGGAACAACUGGCUCCAUUAUUAUCUUAUGAUUUAUUCUUCUAACAUAUUUUGGUUAUCAAAUCUACAACCAUCUCUAUAACUUCAGUAAGAUUUCAAGCCAAGACAACCGGGAACUUCAAAAUCAACUAUUCCGAACUCUAGUACUCCAAACUAUAAUUCCAACAAUUUUCAUGUACCUGCCUGUAUCGUGCCUAGUGACCAUUCCUCUGUUUAGAGUGAGAAUUGGUGAACUUGGCAAUUUAAUUAUAAUUGCUGUCUCCAUUUAUCCGAUUUUUGAACCACUAGUAGCAAUGUAUUGUAUAAAAAGUUUCAGAAUGCGACUGCUAGGUAGUUUUCAAUUAGUUUUUAAACUCAAUUAAUUAACUUUACAGGUUUCGUGCCAUGCUGUCACAACAAAACUCACGCGAUGUCACAA